GAAAGAGACCUGAAAUUCACCCAGGCCCUUUGGGAAACCAGCGAGUAUAACGAGAAUGCAACAAAUGUUGUCCAGCCGGAAUUUGCUCAUAUCGCACUUCGGCCAGAGGAUUCUUGGAUGGCCAACAGCAAUGCUGAUAGGUCAAUCUACAGGUAUUUCCAGUGGCUUGUCCAGGAAAUUCUUGUCAAGCACGGUGGCUUCGAUGAGUUCAGUGAUCACCUCGGGGAGCCCUUUGGAAUUCAAGUUCUACCAUCGGAUAAGAAAGAUGUUCAGUAUCCUGGCAUGUCUAUUGAUGCAGACGAGGGUACCUACGAUGGAAAUGCUGAAGUAAUCGAGAAUUUGCUUGAUCAAGCCGCGGUUGCAACAGAAGACCUCGAAAGCUAUGUCGAGCUGUUCCACGGGGAUCUGGCCACUAAAGAGUGCAUCGAGGGAUUGAAGCGCAUGCGGACCAUAGAGAGAACCGCUAGGAACCGCCUCAGUUUUCUUCAAUUCGUCCCCGGUCUCUUUCAUAUGAAGAUGGCUGUUGCAGAUGCCUACGCCCGUGUACAUGUGACUCCAGUGGCCAACCGCACUGAAAAACUGGGGGUUAACGAAUAUCUUAAUUACCUCAGGCCGAAGGCGACUGCGGAAUUUACCUCGAAAAAAGGUCCAUCUUUUCGUUCCAUGCACGACACCAUCCAUCAUGUCACUUGGACUGAUAUUCUUGCAUCUGGUGCCAUCGAAGCUCAGCAGCUUUUCAAGUUUGACUCGCUUGCCGCCUUUAAAGAAAGUAAACCAAAAUGGACUCAGCUUGUCGAAUUGUCAGAGGCAAUAAUAAACAACCAUUUACCUGGAAUCGAC
Lentinula edodes (shiitake mushroom) is the source of this 840-nucleotide messenger RNA. RefSeq lists its product as uncharacterized. Lineage: Eukaryota; Fungi; Basidiomycota; Agaricomycetes; Agaricales; Omphalotaceae. The record is from RefSeq and is a predicted model, not a curated record. The annotation marks the transcript as partial. The transcript has a single exon.